Neocloeon triangulifer is the source of this 845-nucleotide messenger RNA. RefSeq names its product small nuclear ribonucleoprotein Sm D3 (gene SmD3). The transcript is spliced from 2 exons. Gene Ontology annotation, molecular function: RNA binding. Gene Ontology annotation, biological process: spliceosomal snRNP assembly; RNA processing. Bases 141 to 566 code for a protein of 141 amino acids. Gene Ontology annotation, cellular component: SMN-Sm protein complex; pICln-Sm protein complex; catalytic step 2 spliceosome. The record is from RefSeq and is a predicted model, not a curated record. NCBI's taxonomy places the organism in Eukaryota, Metazoa, Arthropoda, Insecta, Ephemeroptera, Baetidae.
GAACGUUCUCCAUUCUCCAUCAAAGAAAGUUUGUAAACAAAAAGGCUUCGGUCGGUUGCCGGCAAACAUUUUUACAAAAUCCGCGAUCAUCCGCGUCUAGCGAGUAAUUUAGCGAGUGCAUUUCGCCUCCAAAACACACAAUGUCAAUCGGCGUGCCGAUUAAAGUGCUUCACGAGGCCGAAGGGCACAUCGUGACGUGCGAAACCAACACCGGCGAAGUGUACCGCGGUAAACUGAUCGAGGCGGAGGACAACAUGAACUGUCAAAUGACAAACAUUGUGGUCACUUACAGAGACGGCCGCACUGCCGAACUGGAGAACGUUUACAUUAGAGGCUCAAAAAUAAGAUUUCUGAUUUUGCCUGAUAUGUUGAAAAACGCGCCCAUGUUUAAAAGACAGGGCCAAAAAGGCGGCGGCGGUGCAGCCGGUCGAGGAAAGUCUGCAAUUCUCAGAGCCCAAGCUGCCAGAGGUCGAGGACGUGGUGGAAGAGGAAGAGCUGGAAGUUGGCCUGGUCAGGGAGGUCCAGGAGGAGAAAGGGGAGGCGGCGGAGACAGAGGCCGACGAUGAGAAAAUUUCUAAAGCAAGAAGAGCCCAUCGUCCAAGACGAGCUGCAAAAGAAGUUUAUUUUUGUCUUUCACCAGUCCACCAAGUUCUUUUUGAGAAAGUUCAGGAGCUCUUCAGGGUUGAGUUUGCCACACUCCUAUCAUCAUCAACUUUGUCCGUAGAGAGGAACAGGAUUUUGAUUUUUAUUCCAUGUCACUCAUAAUACUGAUGUUUUGCAUUAUUACAUAGAUGUAAUUUUUAAGGCCGUAAUUGUACAAAUUAAUAAAUUCUGAAAAAAAUGUA